GUGGAAGAAUUCUUUCAUGCCUACAACAUCCAGUGCAUGCUGGACUUGUCUGUCGGUGACGGCAAGACGUGUAUGCUGGCUAUCAAGCGGAGGGCCGAGCUGGUGGGAAUCACGUUCAAUGAUCAUCACAAGGAAGGGUUGUAUCGACGACUUGAGGCUCAAGUGUUCCAGGAGUUUCAAAAAGCGGACUCUCCGCUUUAUGAGUCCGGGCUGGUUCAGCUCUUGGGGAAGAAGCGCAAGGCGGUUCCGAAUCUUAAGAAGGGCAAAGGGCGCGGAAAAGGUGGCCGACGUGGCCGCGGACGGGGACGUGGCAAGGCACAG
Molecule: messenger RNA, 321 nt
Organism: Symbiodinium necroappetens
Lineage: Eukaryota; Dinophyceae; Suessiales; Symbiodiniaceae
Source: the annotation of a GenBank genome assembly